Molecule: messenger RNA, 2451 nt
Organism: Coregonus clupeaformis (lake whitefish)
Lineage: Eukaryota; Metazoa; Chordata; Actinopteri; Salmoniformes; Salmonidae
Product: serum response factor
Exons: 8
Coding region: 386-2257 (623 amino acids)
Biological process (GO): positive regulation of transcription by RNA polymerase II
Molecular function (GO): DNA-binding transcription factor activity, RNA polymerase II-specific; protein dimerization activity; serum response element binding
Source: RefSeq, a predicted model, not a curated record
CUUGGGUUGUAAUAUUAGUCCACUCUCUGAUACGUUAUUUCAAAAGGCAUCAUGUUUGUGUGCAAAUGCACAGCUAAAAGACUGAUAUUCGAUUAAAUAUUUGCAGCGUGUGUGAAUUGAAGGCGGAUACCGACGACAUUUUAAGCGUUUACAGUGUGAACUACAUGACAUGGCGGAGUAAUAACGAAUGGGCUCUUCGCUUUUUCCUUUUUGAGAAAUUGCUCUGAGUUUUGGAAAUAGAGGAGGUUGAGCCAAACUGAACCGGGUUGAAGAGUUCUAGGGGCAGCAUCACUUUUGAAAGUUUGCGUUGGUGGUUUCAAACAGACGCCAAUUUUGCAGUAUCCGCAGUUUCGCUGUUUGUUUACCUUUUUGGUGGUUGGGUUGCAUGAGCUGUGUUGUAAUUUUACUAACACGCGCUCCAGCAGUCGGCUGGCGAAUUCAGAAACCGGGUCCUCUAAAUAGAAUGUUACCAAGCCAGGCUGGAUCAGCACCAUCUGGAAACGGGUCAGCGUCUGUCAGGGGUAACACAGGUCACGGUUCUGGGGUAAUUGGGAGUGGGAUUCGCCCAGUGUUGGUCAGAGCAGUGCAAACGACAACUGGGGUCAGAGACAGCACCGGUGCGGUUGGGAUGUUGGGGGGCAAUGGUCCAGAAGUGGGUCCAAGAGGUGGGGCAAGACCAGUGAGCGGGACGGGACUGACGACUCUACAGACCGCCGGCCAGGGAGGCAUCGGAAGUCUGAACACGGGAGUUGGGGUUCACGGAGGCAGCCGGUACGACCCGGACAAAAAGUGUGCGCCGAUGGGGUGCAGUGGGUCAGACGCUGAUUCGGACUCGGGGGAUGAUGACGACACGAUGGGUUCAAUCAGGGACAACAGAAGAGGUGUAAAGCGGGAGAGACUGGAGAUGGAGGCUGCGGUGACAGGGCAGGGGACCGGGGUACCACCGGGGGCUUACGGUGUAGUCCCUGGAGGUGUUGCUGGCGCAAAGCCAGGGAAGAAGACACGUGGACGCGUGAAGAUAAAAAUGGAAUUUAUCGACAACAAGUUGAGGCGAUACACAACUUUUAGCAAGAGGAAGACUGGCAUAAUGAAGAAGGCCUAUGAGCUCUCCACGUUGACAGGAACCCAGGUCCUGCUACUGGUGGCCAGCGAGACAGGCCACGUCUACACGUUCGCCACGCGGAAGCUCCAGCCCAUGAUCACCAGCGAGACGGGCAAGGCCCUCAUCCAGACAUGCCUCAACUCUCCGGACUCCCCGCCCCGCAAUGACCCCUCCACUGACCAGCGUAUGAGCGCCACGGGCUUCGAGGAGACGGACCUCACCUACCAGGUGUCUGAGUCAGAGAGCCUUGGGGAGACCAAGGACCAGCUAAAGCCUGCGUUCACGGUGGCCAGCCUCCCGGGCACCACCAGUACCCACGCGCCCACGGCCCCCACCACCUCCACCAGCAUGCAGGUGAGCAGCGGGCCCUCCUUCCCCAUCACCAACUACCUGGCGCCCGUCUCGGCCAGCAGCAACGUCAAUGCCAACGGCACCAUCCUCAAGACCACCGGUGCCUCCGGAGGGCAGGUCAUGCAGCUGCCCAGCGGCUUCACCUUCAUGUCAGCAGGCACACCACUCCCCCCCGGCACCCCCACCAUUCCGCUCAGCCAGCUGCACCAGCACUCCUUGGCCAUCCAGGGGCAGACGCUCACCUCAUCGCAACUGACACAGCAGGGCCAGCAGGCCGUCUUCCGCUUCCCCGCUGCAGUCUCCCUAGGGGAAGGGAUGACCCAGCAGCUGCAGGCCAUCCAGGUGCACCCCACCACACAUGCUAAUGACAGCAGCUCGGAGAUCUCCCAGACCUCCUCUGUCUCCACUGCGACAAUCGUCACAUCGUCAGUGCCCACGUCUAUGGCGGGUCACAUGAUGUACACCAGCCCCCAUACAGUGAUGUACGCGUCCACGCCCACGCUGGCCGAUGGUGGCCUGGCUGUGCUCAACACCUUUUCCCAGGGCCCCUCGGCCAUGCAGGUGUCCCAUGGACAGUGCCAGGACACAGGUGAGACCACGCUAGACUACAGUAGGCUACGCUGGGACACAGGUGCUGUCCCUCAGGUAUUCCUUACGGCACCCUCAGGCACCAUGCAGAUCCCAGUCUCGGCAGUGCAGCUACACCCAAUGGUGAUUAGUCAGCAGUCGAGCGGCAACAGCAGUAACCUGACAGAGCUACAGGUGGUCAACCUGGACAACACACAGAGCGCUAAGAACGACUGACAGACAGACACACGAAAACCGGCCAAAUAGACACAGACAGAUCUCUAUUUAUUGAUGCCUUCCCACAGCAUUUCAUUUUACACCUCUGUUGCUUUACAGUACAAUACUGUAAGUAAACCGUGCAUUCGGAAAGUAUUCAGACCCCUUGACUUGUUCCACAUGUUACGUUACAGCUUUAUUCUAAAAUUGAUUGA